AUGGUUAAAAUUAUUAUUGGUAACGCAGUUGUGAAAGGAUAUCACAUUUUCCAGAUUCGACCUCCUCCUACUUUGUACCUUCCCGUCACUAAGGAAUAUGGUAACACCCAUGAUCCAAAUGCUUGUCUUGUUUGGGUACCAGAAAUUGGGUCCAUACCACAACACAUGAUAAACAUUGUGACUGAUAUUAAAAGAGGUGAAACUGUGCACACAAUCGCCGGGCUUCCUAUUGGAAGAGUACCAGAAGGGUUUUCGUUAGUCUUCACUGACUUACUAAGUUCGUCAGCCGUUGAUAAAAUUGAAUGGUAA
This is a messenger RNA of Paramuricea clavata, 309 nucleotides long. Lineage: Eukaryota; Metazoa; Cnidaria; Anthozoa; Malacalcyonacea; Plexauridae. The record is from the annotation of a GenBank genome assembly.